Messenger RNA from Cyprinodon variegatus (sheepshead minnow), 3964 nucleotides. It is a transcript of the gene rtn4a, whose product is annotated as reticulon 4. The transcript has 10 exons. Gene Ontology annotation, biological process: brain development; endoplasmic reticulum tubular network formation; neuron differentiation. Lineage: Eukaryota; Metazoa; Chordata; Actinopteri; Cyprinodontiformes; Cyprinodontidae. The record is from RefSeq and is a predicted model, not a curated record. The coding region runs from base 215 to 3217 and encodes 1000 amino acids. Gene Ontology annotation, cellular component: postsynaptic density; neuron projection.
CUCAGUGGCCGCCUGAGGCUCGGGUUCGACAGUGAGGAGCUGCUGCGGCGUGGCGCACUUGGACUCGGUUCGGAGAGCAAAGGGAGGCGAACCAGAGCCGGUCCAAAACUUUUCUCAUCCCGGUUCGGUUGAAGGAGGAAACCAGAGCAGGAAACCACCGGAACUGAAACUUUUUACACUUUUAGAGAAACUUUAAAAAAAAAAAGACAGAAACAUGGCAGACAGCGAGGAGCAGCAGGUCUCUACCAGCACCCCUCUGUUCAGCGAGGGCCACCACUACCAGGCCGAACCCGAACCCGAACCGGAACCAGAACCUCAGCAGAACCAUGAGUCCAAACGGGACCUGUUCAGUUCGGAUGACAUCGUGGAUCUGAUCGGCGGGGCCCAGGACGCCCUGCAGCGGCACAGGGCUGAGGGGGAGAGCGGGCUGCAGGAGCCCUCCGUCACCUCCACAGAACCGGAACCAGAACCUGAACCUGAACCAGAACCAGAACCCCUGGUGGAGAAAGCAGUCCCAGACUCCACCAACUUUUCCUUUGUUCCUGAAGAGCCAGAGGUCGUGGCCCCCAGGGCCGAACCGGAGAGUUCGGAACUGGGUUCGGGUCCGUCCCCCCCGGUGGAGCCCCCUGCCCCGCAGAGCGACGCCCUCCCAGCGCCCGCAGCCCGGGAAGCAGCGCCAUCCCCGGCAGAGGCAGCAGAGCAGCCCGCGGUGACACAGGGACCAGCCGCUCCGGCUUCAUAUGUAUCUUCUCCUCCUAAAGCUCAGCCUCAUCUUCUGAUGCAGUUCCCUACAGAACUUGGGCAGAAGGGUGACUCCCCCGCCCCCAUCUCUCCUAUCUCCCCUCUCCACUCACCCGACUCUCUGGAAGAGCUGUCUUUGACCGAGAGUCCGAACCAGCCCCCUCCGCCAGGAUCUGCUGCACCCCUGGGCUCCUUCUCCCCCAAACCCCCAAGUACUUUCUCCAAGGAAAUGUCCUGGGAGGCUGAAGAAGUCGACUGUGGACCGGGUCGUGGUAAAACUAAAGAAGACCUAGAUUCCUUAGCUGGUCCUUACCUGAGUUUAGGGAAAGACCCAGGCCCUCAUAAUCCAUGUGAAGACAGCGGCGUUUCAUUCUCGCCUGAGGAGAAGCUGGUUAGCUCAGACAGGUCCUCCACCGGCCCCUCCCCUGUCAACCCCCAGAUGAAGGUUCCUGAGUCUCACCUUACCUCCUCUAACCCAACAGAACACUGGGAUUCACCAUUCCUCUCAUCGCAAGACAACUCCAAGGUCUCCAUGGAUUCCUUCAGCAAGGACGCCCCGCCCAUUAGCUCCUCCAGAUAUGACCCUGAUGUUUGUGGCAACCAGUCUGAUGAAGAUGAAGACCUGAUGUAUGAGGUGAAGAAGAACAAUAACCCGUUUGGGGGCUAUUCUCCUCUGGCCGACAGUGGAUACUCCCAUUUUGGAGAGUCCAACUCUGACACCAGGGCUUCCAAAAUGUCGGAGAGUCCCACACCAGAUCUGGUUCAGUCUGGACACUUUGGAGAGCCCCAGGAGAACCAAACAUCUAUCCUAGAUGUAGGGAGGCCUUUGGAGACCGCUAAGACAGCCAGUGAGUCCCUCAUGCAGCCAAGCAACCAGUUCUCCUCUGGUCUUAACGAAGAUGAGGGUGAAGAAGGUGAAGAGGACUCUGUUCUGCCACCUUCGCUUCCAGACAUCCUGAAGUCUUCCCCUCUAAACCCAGAAAAGGUUGAUUCAGGGUCAUCUGAGGGAAGUCCGGAGGAACAGAGCCCCAUCCUGGAGCGCCGGAUGAUGGAGUCUCCAAACCCUCCCAUUAACUUGUCCAAUAACAACCCGUUUGCUUUUGACAACAAAGUGUCCCUGCUGAAGGAGAUGGCUGAGGAGAUGGAGUCCAAGCAUGGAGACGAUACAAAGGCCGAUGAGAAAAGCUUUGGAGCCUUCGAUCUGGUCAAAGAGGCCAAGGAGACCACCCCGGUGAAGGUCAAGGAGGAGGAGUCUGUCCAGAUUGAACAGAAAGACUGGUUCUCAAGCAAUGACUCUCCCAAAAAGGCCGAAAGGUUUGAGCCGCUCGACUUCCAGAGCAAGAAGACCGCCGCUGAAGACUCCGACUCUGAAUCUCCAACUGCAGACUCCCUGUCCCCGGUCCUGGAGGCCAUGGCCAAGAACCCAGCCAUCUUCCAGGUAGAAACGGAGAAGCAAGACCUGAAGAUGGAGAUGGAGGAACCAGAGUUGGCCGAGGAGGUGUCUGAGCAUGAAGUCUCCUCUGAGGAGUUCGAGUUCAUCGAGAGACCGCCUCGAGGCGUCAUCGACGAGUUCCUUGAAGCUCUGGAUCCAUCCAAGUUUUCCUCCCCUAAGCCUCCUGAGAUCCCCAUGGACGAUGACCUCGGCUUCACCCUGAAGGACACACCUCCCACGGCUGUAGCUCCGCCCACAAAGGAGGCCUCACCUCUGGAGCCUGAACAAGAAGCUCCAAGUCAGAGCUCGUACCGCCUCCUCACCCAGGCCUCCCCCCAGAAGAGCAAGGCUGAGCUAGAGACCCCCCCCAGCCAGGCCCCCGCUGGUAAACCGGAGGAGCCCACCUCCCAGAAGGCCAGCAAAGUGUUUAAGAUGCCCAACCUGAACAUAAGAGCAGCAUCUGUUAAUGUUUUCUACGUGGUGGAGCUGCUGUACUGGCGGGACGUGAAGACGACGGGCGUGGUGUUCGGCGCCGCCCUGCUGCUGCUGCUGUCGCUGACGGUGUGCAGCAUCGUCAGCGUUUGCUCCUACAUCGGCCUGGCGCUGCUCUCCGUCACCAUCUGCUUCAGGAUAUAUAAGGGCAUCCUGCAGGCCAUCCAGAAGUCCGAUGAGGGACACCCCUUCAAGCAGUACCUGGACCAGGAGGUGGCGCUGUCCGAGGACGUGGUCCAUAAGUACAGCGACAAGGUUCUGGAAAAACUCAACAAGAGCGUGGUGGAGCUGAGGCGCCUGUUCCUGGUGGAGGACCUGGUGGACUCCAUCAAGUUCGCUGUCCUGAUGUGGAUCCUGACCUACGUGGGCGCCUUGUUCAACGGCCUGACGCUGCUCAUCCUGGGUCUGGUCGGAGCGUUCAGCUGCCCCAUCAUCUAUGAGAAACACCAGGCUCAGAUCGACCAUUACCUGGCGCUGGUCAACAACCAGAUCAAAGACGUGGUGGGAAAGGUUCAGGCGAAGGUUCCCGGACUGAAGCGUAAGGCGGAGUGAAGGAUCAGCAGGUCGGAGUUUGGAUCGGAACGUUUGGACGCGUGGGGGAGGGGGGGUUGAUGGAAAUGAAGGAAGGCUGGAGGAGGAGGAGGGGGGUCAGCUGGGGGCGCAGCCCUUCUUAAUGUAUUUCAGAUUAAUAGUUUUUUUUUUUUUCCAGUUCAGAAUUCCUUAAUUGUGUUUUUGAGGAAACUUGAGUCGGUUUGUUGACGAUGAUCUGUUUUAUUUUGGAAACUGUCUGAGAGCCAAUCACACUCUGAGAAACAUGUUUUAAACUGGAUUUAGCCCCGCCCCCUUCCCCUCUGUGUACGGGGAGCUGCUCCUCUCUGCUGUUUAAUUUCUCCUUCAGGCAGCGGCGGGUCGGAGCUCCUCCCGCCAUUAUUAUUAUUUUUGGUAUUUUGUGAUUAUUUGGUUUUUCUCGUCGUUGAGGCUCGGCUCGUUUCCUCGACGGGCCGAGCGGCGUCUCAGACUCCUGAUGGAGGGAGGAGGAAGAGGAGGGCUGUAAUAAAUCUUCAUCGCUUCUCAGUAACCGUAGCUAGAAUCAUGUAGAGACAAAUGAAACUCGUUAACCAGGUUAGGAUCAUCGUCAUGUCAUCAGCGCCGUCUCCGCUUCCAUCCAUCAGAUAUUCUAUUGAAAUAAAUGGGAUCGAGCUUCAAGUGUCUGUGGAGCCCUAACGUUGAUGUGACUCGGAACCUUUCAGCUUCUGUUUGUUCUGCUUCUAUAAUUGUGAAUGAUAAACUUCUUCAUCU